This is a messenger RNA of Plutella xylostella (diamondback moth), 790 nucleotides long. Its product is annotated as peptidyl-prolyl cis-trans isomerase-like 3. Gene Ontology annotation, biological process: protein folding; protein peptidyl-prolyl isomerization. The record is from RefSeq and is a predicted model, not a curated record. NCBI's taxonomy places the organism in Eukaryota, Metazoa, Arthropoda, Insecta, Lepidoptera, Plutellidae. Gene Ontology annotation, molecular function: peptidyl-prolyl cis-trans isomerase activity. Gene Ontology annotation, cellular component: catalytic step 2 spliceosome.
UGCACACUAUCAGUCGCGGCUGACAGCCGCGUCCGCUAAUGUGUCGGCGCCUUAAUAAUUCACUAACCACAGACUAGGCAAUGAUAACCUCAAAAUAUUUCAUGAUGUCAAAUGUCAAUGACAUUAUGUCAUGUCAGUCGUAAUAAAUACUUUAUUUGUUUACUAUAAUUUCAAGGGAGUAUUUAUUAUUAAAUUAUCUGAAAACAUUACACUACGUAAACUUUGAAAUCCCAUUUCGGUUGCAAAAUGUCUGUUACAUUGCACACCGAUGUUGGAGAUAUUAAAAUAGAACUGUUUUGUGAGCAGUGCCCAAAAACUUGCGAAAACUUUCUGGCCCUUUGUGCUAGUGAUUAUUACAAUGGGUGUUUAUUCCACAGAAAUAUAAAGGGUUUCAUAGUUCAGACCGGCGAUCCAACAGGCACUGGAAAAGGCGGUUCUUCAAUUUGGGGCAGAAAAUUUGAAGAUGAAUUCAAUGAUGCACUUAAGCAUUCAUCAAGAGGGAUGGUGAGCAUGGCUAACAAUGGCCCCAAUACAAAUGGAAGUCAAUUCUUUUUCACAUAUGGAGAACAGCCCCAUCUUGACUUGAAAUAUACUCUCUUUGGAAGAGUAAUUGAUGGAUUUGAAGCCCUGGACGACUUGGAGAAGAUGCCUGUCAACCCAAAAACAUUUAAACCUCUUGGUGAAGCUAGAAUCACAUCAGUUACCAUACAUGCCAAUCCUUUAGCAGGAUAAUCUUGAAUAUUAGAUGUAUAAACCUUGAUGUUAAGAUUAAAUAAUAUUUUAAGUAAUA